Molecule: messenger RNA, 2380 nt
Organism: Dermacentor silvarum
Lineage: Eukaryota; Metazoa; Arthropoda; Arachnida; Ixodida; Ixodidae
Exons: 2
Coding region: 56-1693 (545 amino acids)
Source: RefSeq, a predicted model, not a curated record
CGUAUGAAAGGACCGGCAGGGUGCCGUGUUCCGAUUACUCGAUCAUCGCUGUAGGAUGCAGCACCUUCGACGGUCACCGCCCACGGUCAACAUAGACGGCCAGGGAACCGCCACGGAGGAACGGUUGGAACGUGAUGACUUUGAGUCGCGUUUCCCAGAGCUCACCUUACCUUGCACGGCAGAAAGCACCGGUGGCAAUGAUUACAGCAGCGCAGCGACCUGCUGUCACGUUCUUGAACGGCUGUCCGUCUGGAAUUGCGUCCUUUGGCACGUCGGCUUGCAACUGCGUGAGCUCAUGGCACCCGGAGAACUGUCCCUGGUGCACGUCUCCCCCACAGGCUGCGGCUUCCAGCAACAACUGCACGGCCGUGACGCGCGGCUUUUCUUCUACGCCCUCUUAACACGGCACCGGUGCGUUGUGAGCGUUGACCUCGACGAAGCUCUGGUAGAAGGAAGUGGGCUCGGAGAGUGCCGAAAGCAUGUCGUCUCGGCGCUUCGGCAAAAUACGAGCCUGCAGGCACUGAGGCUCGGCAGCCUUUUCUGCAACUACAGGUUCAUCCAGGAAGACAUGCUUGCAGCGAUCACUACGUUGCCGCACUUGCAAAAGCUGGUCGUAUCGGUCAUCGGUGCUGUACCCCCUUGCCUAGUGGACGCUCUUCGCUAUCUGCUGGAAACGACGAGUCUGUCCACUCUCUCAAUUUCCGGACUCAUCUUUGACGAAGAUAUUGCGAGGCGCCUACUGGCUGCUCUUCGGCGAAACCACACAGUCGCAGACCUGUCCGUGCACAGCAGCAUUACACGGUCUCAGCUCCCGAAUGAGGUCACCGAGUUCUCCCAUUACCUCGCCACUAGCAUUCCGUUGAGCACUCUGACGAUAGAGGGGGUGCAUUCGAAUCCGGAAACGACGCGCAGCGAGCUAAGGAACAUAGUGACACCGCUAGUGGCACGCGGCACUCUCUUGAAGCUCAGGCUUUCCGGUUUUCUAUUGGACGACGACUGCGUGUACCUGCUCUCUCAACUCGUGGCUCGGAAAGGUGGGGCGCUGCAACACCUCGAUAUCUGCGGCUGCAGAUGGAGACCUGACGCGUCGACGCUGUGUCAAUACGCUGGAAUAGACUGCAACCAACUGAGUCCUGCCUCUUCAAAACAGGCCUAUGCCUCGCUUCAUGCGUUCGACGAUGUCGCACAGGUCCAACUCUCGUUCCUCUCACUUAGCCUCGCGGGCUUGACGCCAGACGACUGCAGGGCUCUCUUCGGCGCCACCGCUGUGAUUGAGUCGCUAAAAACCAUCUCAAUCAGCGACGUAGCGCUAGCUGAACUACCAGAAAUCUGCCGAGCCAUCCGGGACACCGGAAUGAUCGGUCGAGUCCGUAUAAAAGACGAAUACUUGGUCGACUCAGCGGCCAUCUGUGUUCUCUGGAACUUUCGGGAAGAAGUGUGUCACGUCGCAGUCAGUUCGCUUAACGAGUCAAGCGCGGCCAGGUUCCACGAAACUGUCCGCCUCGUGUGUUCCUGGUACCACGUGACUACGCUACGGCUUUUCCUCUCGCAGGAAGCUAUCGGCGAUAUCUCCACGAUGUGGUUAUUGUACAAAUACUUGAACGGAUAUUCCACACUGAGGGAGCUUGAAUUGGACAGGUUGCGACAAACCAGACCUGAGCGGUUGCCCUCUUGCAGACGACCAGGCCCAUAGGUUCUUUCAGGAGGCGCUAUUCGCCAGCACCACAUUACCAGCCCUGCGAGUGAGCAAGCUUCGUUUAGGCGAGGUCAACUUGUUUUUUCUGGUCACAGCGGUGUUACUCAGUGAGACGUUGUGCGAGCUCGAAUUCUCAUCUUGGGAUAGUUCUGAGAACGAUAUGUUCAUUCGUUUCCUCGCUGAUGAUAUCGAACGCAACGAAACCAUGUUGCAUUUGCAUGUUCGAAUUCUACGUACGGUGGAACGGAAGCCGAAAGAGCCAUUAUCGAACAAGUUCUCGGUCGUAACAUGGGAUUCGUCACAUGCGCAGCGCAUUUCGUGGUUAGAGACGUGAAUAUGACUCGCUGUGUGGAAGCCUUUUCGUCUGUCUACAACAGUCCUGCAUUGAUUGGCAAAGUCCGGGAGCUCGUGCCUGUAGACGAGGCCGAGGCGACGAACAUGAUUCAAACAAUGCUGCUGUAAGUGCGAGCCGUUUGAAGCAAUUCCCAGGACGUUGUAUCAUAACAAAUUUUGCGUGUAGUAAGACAAAGAGUUCGGUGAUAUACUCUGCUAUUAUACUCAUAACUGAUCAUUUAGUUGUCCUUGGCGUGUUUAGGAGUGCAUGUCCAGUGUUGUUGUCGCAACUUCUAGUAGCCCGCUGUUUUUUCAGUGAGAAAGAAGCCUCAGUAUUCUUUCCUUCUACUA